Messenger RNA from Neohortaea acidophila, 1494 nucleotides. RefSeq lists its product as uncharacterized. Gene Ontology annotation, cellular component: fungal-type vacuole membrane. Gene Ontology annotation, biological process: intracellular calcium ion homeostasis; calcium ion transmembrane transport. Gene Ontology annotation, molecular function: calcium:proton antiporter activity. The transcript has 2 exons. The coding region runs from base 1 to 1494 and encodes 497 amino acids. Lineage: Eukaryota; Fungi; Ascomycota; Dothideomycetes; Mycosphaerellales; Teratosphaeriaceae. The record is from RefSeq and is a predicted model, not a curated record.
AUGAGCAGCAGCCAAGACAACACCGCCCACCCGACACCAUGGCAGAGAAGCACGGGCAUCAGCGUCUUCAAACGCAAGACCUACCCGCCCAAAGAUGAAAAGGCCAGCAACCCCGAGCAAGAGCAAGAGAACGUCGAACGCGGAGAGGGAGGCGACGCACCGCCCCAACUCGAGCCCGUCCGCACAUCCUCCUCCCGCUACAGCAUCGCUCACGACGGCGAGAGCGGACGCAAGUGGUUCCACCCCCUUCACUUCUUCCGCAUCUGCUGGACCAGCUCGAGCCAUGUGUCGCAAUGGACCAACCUGCUCUGGCCCUUUACCAUCGCCGCGCUCGUGCUCUACUUCAACUACAAGAACCAUCCUACCUGGAUCUUUGUCACGGCCUACAUUGGCAUGGUGCCGCCGGCGAAUCUGCUUGGAUUCGCUGGUCAGCAGUUGGCGAGAAAGAUUCCAAAGGUCAUUGGAGUGAUUCUGGAAACGACGCUGGGCAGUCUGGUCGAGAUUAUCCUGUUCAUGGUGCUCAUCAGCCAUGGGGACAAGAAUAUACCUGUCAUCCAGGCGGCGAUUUUGGGAUCGAUUCUGGGCAACAUGCUGCUCUGCCUCGGAGUCUGCUUCUUUGUUGGCGGCAUCUUUCACCCUCAACAGGUCUUCCACGAAGCAAUCAGCGAAGUGGGUAGUAAUCUUAUGCUCGUCGCUGGCAUGGGCCUGAUCAUCCCGUCCGUCUACUUCAACGCUCUGUCCAACAAUGCUCGCGACCCCAUCGAGAUCGCCGACAUCGACUACCGAAUCUCCCUCACCCAACUCAUCCACAACACGCGACAAAUCUCCUACGCCGCCGCCGUGAUCCUCAUUGUAGCCUUUCUGAUGUACGUCUGGUUUCAGAGUAGAUCUCACCACGGCUUGUACGAAGACAUUCUGGAAGCCGACGAGGAGCGGGAUCACGACCGGCACCGCGACCUAGCAAGGCCUAAGCUCACCUUGACCGAGUCGCUGGCGGCCGUGGCCAUUGCCAUCAUGUUCGUCGCCUUCAUGGCCGUCAUCCUCGUCUCCGAAAUCGAAUACGUGGUCAAAGAGCGCGGCGUCAGCGACCACUUCAUGGGCCUCAUCCUCGUGCCCAUUGUCGAGAAAGCCAGCGAGCACCUGACCGCCAUGGACGAAGCCUACGACAACCAAAUGAACUUUGCCCUCGCGCACGUCCUCGGCGCCAGCAUCCAGACCGCCCUGCUCAACACGCCGCUCGUCGUCUUCGUCGGCUGGGGCCUCGGCACUAACAUGGACCUGAACUUCCAGCUCUUCGACUCCGUCGUCCUCAUCCUCGCCAUCAUCGUCGUCGGCAACUUCCUUAGGGACGAAAAGUCGGAUUACCUCGAGGGCGCGCUGUGCGUGUUUGUGUACAUUUUGAUUGCUAUUACCGCUUUCUAUUACCCCAAUCCGCACGAGGUGAGCGUGGAGAGUGCGAGUGAGGGCUCUGCUAGGAGCUUGGGACUUGGUUGA